Medicago truncatula (barrel medic) is the source of this 1310-nucleotide messenger RNA. Its product is annotated as probable O-methyltransferase 3. Lineage: Eukaryota; Viridiplantae; Streptophyta; Magnoliopsida; Fabales; Fabaceae. The record is from RefSeq and is a predicted model, not a curated record. The transcript has 2 exons. Gene Ontology annotation, molecular function: O-methyltransferase activity; protein dimerization activity. Bases 39 to 1106 code for a protein of 355 amino acids.
ACCAACAAAUAGAGACGAUAGUUGAGGAAUCAAAACCAAUGGGAUCCCAAAGUGAAGAUCAUGUUGCAAAAUUGCUUCAAGCUCAAACCCAAGUAUUCAACCACAUUUUUAGUUUCAUAAACUCAAUGUCCCUUAAAUGUGCAAUUGAAUUGUGUAUACCAGAUGUUAUACACAACUAUGGCCAACCAAUCCCACUCUCAAAACUCAUUUCUUUGUUACCAAUCCACCCUUCCAAAACCGGUGACAUACAUCGUUUGAUGCGAGUUUUAACACAUUCUGGUUUCUUCAAUGUCUCUAAAAAUGAUCUAGAAGUGAUGUAUGAGCUUAAUGAUGCAUCUAGGUUAUUGCUUAAGGACCAUCCCUUUAGUAUGACAUCUUUGUUACAUGUUAUACUUGGUCCAAUUCUGAGUAAACCAUGGUAUCAACUUUCUAAUUGGUACAAAAAUGAUGACCCUUCACCUUUUCACACCGAAAAUAACGGGGUUGCAUUUUGGGAUUAUGCUGGCCAUGAUCCUAAUCACAAUAAUUUGUUCAAUGAAGCUAUGGCUUGUGAAACUAGAUUGGCUUCUAGUGUUGUGAUGGGAAAGUGUAAAGGGGUGUUUGAAGGAUUGGAAUCAUUGGUUGAUGUUGGUGGAGGCAUAGGGACUAUUACUAAGGUCAUUGCUAAGUCAUUCCCAAACAUUGAGUGCAUUGUAUUUGAUCUUCCACAUGUUGUUGAUGGCUUACAAGGAAGUGAAAACUUAAAAUAUGUUGGAGGUGACAUGUUUGAGGCUAUUCCUCCUACCCAUUCAAUUUUACUCAAGGGUGUAUUACAUGACUGGAACGAUGAGGAAUGCUUGAAAAUACUAAAGAAAUGCAAGGAAGCAAUAGGAAACAAAGGUAAAGAAGGGAAAGUGAUAAUCAUAGACGCAGUGAUGGGGAAUGAGAAGGAAGACAAUGAAUCAAUUGAAGCACAAUUGUUCUAUGAUUUGGAGAUGAUGGUGUUGGUCAAUGGAAAAGAGAGAAAUGAAAAAGAAUGGUCUAAUUUGUUUUUAUCUGCUGGUUUUAGUAACUACAAGAUAACUCAUGGUCUUGGUUUUAAGUCUCUCAUUGAGGUUUUUCCCUAGUACAAGUACUUGUAAUUGAAGUGGUUCACAUUCACACUAUAAGGGCCAGUGUAUCCUCUGUUUGUUGGUGUGUUUGAACUUGUGUCCAAUUGUGUGUUUUAUCCCCUUUAUGUACCGUGUAAGUUUGUGUUAUUUUUUUAUUUUGAGAGGAUGUAUGUUUGUGUUAUUGUUUUGUUACAAUAAAUAUGAUUUGAUUUUGGAUUA